AUGAGGAAGUGCCAGAGGAAAAUUUUAUCAAGACUUGACGGUGGACGAGGCGGCGAUGAAGUAGAAAGUUUACGGAGCGAUCCUCGCGAAGUAGAUUUAUCGAAACUUAGCAUGAUACAAGGUGAUGAUGAGGCAGGAAGUUUGCGAGGCGAUGCCCGCGAGAGAGCUAAAGAUAAUCCAUUGUCCACCUCUGCCGCAUAUCUCAAAUUUUACAGUUUAGAUAAAAUUGUUAAAUAUCUUAGAAAUGAUGUUAUUUUAGUGUACAGUAUCAUGUUACAAUGGAUAUUUAAGAAUUUAUUACCAACUGGCAUUCGUUCUCGACCUUAUUUGGAUUCAUGUACAAUUGAUGAAGUUCAACAGAUGUGUCGAACAGUAGAAAAUAAUGUUGAUCUUUCGUGUUUACAACAAAAAUUAUUGAGAUUAUUUCAAACAUUAUAUGAACUUGAACAAAUGCCAGAUAUGAAUCAUUAUGAAUUCAAAAGCAAACUACUUUUAAAUGAUCAAUUUGGGUUCUAUUUGGAAAAAAGACGUUCAAAAUCACCGUUGAUCAAUGGAGAUGGAACAUUUUUGACUGGUGGCUCAGUUACAUGUGGUCAAUUAGUGGCAAUUUAUCCUGGAACAAUCUAUCGUCGAUAUCGUGAUCCAUUAUUUUUUCAAUCGAUUAAAAAUCGUUUCUUAUUAUCUCGAAAAGAUCAAAUUGUUUUGGAUGGAAAUGAUCGUGGACUAUCGAAAUCUAUUUUUCUCUCUUGUUAUGCACGAGAUGGUUCACUUUAUGGAGAUGCAACAUGGCUAUUAUGGAAUAAAUUGAAUCGACGAACAAAAAAAUAUCCUUAUAUUCGAAAUCCACUAACACUUGGUCAUUAUAUCAAUCAUUUUCCGAAAAAUUCAUUACCUAAUGUGACCUAUUUUGAAUUUGAUUUUGAAUUUCUACAAAAUUAUCCUCAAUUGUAUCGAUACGCACCGCAUGUCUACUAUAAUAGCAAUGAAAUUGAAAAUAUUCUCUGCAUGCCAUCGACAGUACUUAUUUCAUUAAGAAAUAUUGAAGAAAAUGAAGAACUUUACUCAUGUUACAUGAAUAUUCCUCAAAGUGUCCAUAUGGAAUAUCGAAAUUGUACGUUGUACAAACAAUUAGAUGAAAAAUCAAAGUCAAGUUUUAUUUUAACACAACAAUUAUUAGUAGAUAUUAUUUUAUCCUUUAAGCCAAUAGGUACGCUAAGAUAUUCUUUUUUUGCUAUUAUCUGAGAUAUUGUGUGAUAAAAAAGUAAAAUAACUUUCUUUUUUCUAUAUUCUUAUCGAUGACAAAGAUUCAGACUCACGAGGGAAGUCCACCAACCUGAAAAUCGUUUGCCGGCCAAAAUCGAGUGGGUCAUAGGUUAUCGACGGG
Messenger RNA from Didymodactylos carnosus, 1384 nucleotides. The record is from the annotation of a GenBank genome assembly. NCBI's taxonomy places the organism in Eukaryota, Metazoa, Rotifera, Eurotatoria, Philodinida, Philodinidae.